Molecule: messenger RNA, 783 nt
Organism: Cryptomeria japonica (Japanese cedar)
Lineage: Eukaryota; Viridiplantae; Streptophyta; Pinopsida; Cupressales; Cupressaceae
Product: BTB/POZ domain-containing protein At1g63850-like
Exons: 3
Coding region: 1-783 (260 amino acids)
Molecular function (GO): protein binding
Source: RefSeq, a predicted model, not a curated record
AUGGUUAUUCUGGGUUCCCAAAGGGAGCAUCACCGCAGAGACCAGCAAACCCAAAUGGUUCCUCGUCACUCCCCCACAGCUAGCCGGCCAAGGAUUUCCUUUGGCUGCCCCUUCAAUAUUAAUUUUGAUCCACCCCAAAAGGGGCAGAUUCCAAGAACCAUUCUCUUUGUGGUUCCAAACACAAACAUCCAAUCAGAAAUGACUUCAAAAUCUAAUGACCAAAUUGUAGGUCAAGAACUCAAACUAAAGAAAAAAAAGGUUUUAGAUGAAGUGAUUCCAAGCACAAAAAUCAAAUCAGGCACGGAUUCAACAGCUAAUGAGCAAAUUGACCUGCGGCCUCAAUUUGGGGCCACAAACUCUGCUGAUGUAAGAUUACGAAUAUUUGGCCCAAACAGAGAAGAGUAUGAUGGAAAUCCUCUUCGCCUUCAUUCUCAAACUCUUCAAACUUCGGACUUUUUUAAGGCUUUGUUAUCAGAGCGCUGGUCUUCUAAUAUCCGACCAUUUGAAAUUGAGGUAACCACUGAUCAAUCCUUUGAGAACUAUUUAAAAUGCAUCGAGAUGAUGUAUUCUUCUACUUCUUCUCUCCGUUUUUCCAAUGUGGAUGAAUGCCUGGCAAUUCUAUCUGUUGCUUCGGAAUUGUUAGUGGAUAAACUUAUGCAACAAUGCAUGAGAUAUCUGGAAGCUGUUCGUUGGAACUCUGAGGAAGAGUCCAAAAUUAGAAAUCUAUUGUCCUCUCUGAGUUUGAGCGUCCUGCCCGAUCUGAAUGCACGGCUUAAUAAAUAG